This is a messenger RNA of Drosophila novamexicana, 2892 nucleotides long. RefSeq names its product V-type proton ATPase 116 kDa subunit a-like. Bases 182 to 2692 code for a protein of 836 amino acids. The record is from RefSeq and is a predicted model, not a curated record. Gene Ontology annotation, molecular function: proton-transporting ATPase activity, rotational mechanism; ATPase binding. Gene Ontology annotation, cellular component: vacuolar proton-transporting V-type ATPase, V0 domain; vacuolar proton-transporting V-type ATPase complex; plasma membrane. Gene Ontology annotation, biological process: vacuolar acidification; proton transmembrane transport. NCBI's taxonomy places the organism in Eukaryota, Metazoa, Arthropoda, Insecta, Diptera, Drosophilidae. The transcript is spliced from 6 exons.
GAACGUCGGUGUUAACCAGACGUGUGCUCUUUUGGCUCCGUCGAGAUCGUUUCAAUAACCUAUACAGGCGCAACGGGCAGAACAAGUUCUAAAUUUAACGCACGUUCGCUUGGGGAAUCUUGAAUAUUUUGUAUUAACAAUCAGUCUCAAAACUGCAAAGGGAACGUGAAGCGUCGCCAAGAUGGGGGAUAUGUUCCGCAGUGAGCAAAUGGCAUUAUGCCAGAUGUUUAUACAACCAGAGGCCGCAUACACCUCCGUCUCGGAGCUGGGCGAAACCGGCUGUGUGCAGUUUCGCGAUCUGAACUGCACUGUGAAUGUGUUCCAACGCAAGUUCGUGACGGAGGUGCGUCGCUGCGAUGAGCUGGAGCGGAAGAUACGCUACAUUGAGACGGAGAUUAAGAAGGACGGCAUUGCGCUGCCGGAUAUCCAGGAUGAUAUACCGCGUGCGCCCAAUCCACGCGAGAUCAUCGACCUGGAGGCGCAUUUGGAGAAAACCGAAACGGAAAUGAUUGAGCUGGCCCAGAACGAGGUGAACAUGAAGUCCAACUAUUUGGAGCUGACGGAACUGCGCAAGGUGCUGGAGAAUACGCAGGGCUUCUUCUCCGACCAGGAGGUGCUCAAUUUGGAUUCCAGCAAUCGCGGCGCCGGCGUUAUUGAUGAAGCGACUGUCCAGCACCGUGGACGUCUUGGAUUCGUGGCGGGCGUCAUCAAUCGUGAACGUGUCUUUGGCUUCGAGCGCAUGCUGUGGCGCAUCUCGCGUGGCAAUGUGUUCCUUAAGCGUUCUGAUUUGGAUGAGCCUCUGAACGAUCCAGCCACUGGUCAUCCCAUCUAUAAGACCGUCUUUGUGGCCUUUUUCCAGGGCGAGCAGCUAAAGAAUCGCAUCAAGAAGGUGUGCACCGGCUUCCAUGCCUCACUGUAUCCCUGCCCCAGCUCGCACAACGAGCGCGAGGAGAUGGUCAAGAAUGUCCGUACACGCCUUGAAGAUCUGAAGCUGGUGCUUAGCCAGACCGAGGAUCAUCGCAGCCGUGUGCUCGCAACUGUCUCCAAGAAUCUGCCCUCGUGGUCGAUCAUGGUCAAGAAGAUGAAGGCCAUCUAUCAUACGCUCAAUCUGUUUAACAUGGAUGUGACCAAGAAGUGCCUCAUCGGCGAGUGCUGGGUGCCAACGAAGGAUUUGCACAUUGUGCAGAAGGCUCUUUCCGACGGCUCAGCUGCUGUGGGCAGCACAAUUCCAUCAUUCCUCAAUGUUAUCGAUACGAACGAAAUGCCGCCGACUUUCAAUCGCACCAACAAGUUCACGCGCGGCUUCCAGAACCUUAUUGAUGCCUACGGCAUUGCCUCGUACCGCGAGUGCAAUCCGGCUCUGUACACUUGCAUUACAUUCCCCUUCCUUUUCGCUGUUAUGUUUGGCGAUUUGGGUCAUGGCCUUAUACUGCUGUUGUUUGGUGCUUGGAUGGUGCUCAGUGAGCGGAAGCUGGCUCGCAUUAAGAACGGUGGCGAAAUCUGGAACAUCUUCUUUGGCGGCCGCUAUAUCAUUCUCCUCAUGGGCCUGUUCUCUUGCUACACGGGCUUCAUCUACAACGAUGUGUUCUCCAAGUCCAUGAAUCUGUUUGGAUCGAACUGGGUGAACAACUACAACACAUCGACCGUGCUGGCCAAUCCGAGCCUACAGAUGCCACCUCGCACUUCGGCCAAGGGUGUCUAUCCUCUGGGCCUGGAUCCUAUUUGGCAGCUGGCAGACAACAAGAUCAUCUUUCUCAACAGCUUCAAGAUGAAGCUGUCCAUUAUUAUCGGUGUGCUGCACAUGGUCUUUGGUGUCUGCAUGUCCGUUUGUAAUUUUGUGCAUUUUAAGCGUUACUCCUCCAUCUUCCUGGAGUUUGUACCUCAAAUUCUGUUCCUGCUGCUGCUCUUCGGCUACAUGGUGUUCAUGAUGUUCUUCAAAUGGUUCAAAUACACCGCCUUCACCGAUAGCCAACCCGAAACUCCAGGCUGUGCUCCAUCUGUGCUGAUCAUGUUCAUCAACAUGAUGUUGUUCAAGAACACACCGCCGCCAAGUGGUUGCAAAGAGUUCAUGUUCGAUGCACAGGAUGGCCUGCAGAAAACCUUUGUCAUCAUUGGCCUCAUCUGCGUGCCAUGGAUGCUGCUGGGCAAGCCGUUGUACAUCAAAUUCACCCGCCGCAACACCGUCGCACAUGUCAAGCACAAUGGCGAGCUGACAGGCAACAUGGAGCUGGCCGAGGGUGAGACACCAUUGCCCACUGGCUCCUCAGGACAAGAGGAAGGUGCUGGCGGUGCUCACGGUCACGAAGAUGAGCCCAUGAGCGAAAUAUACAUUCAUCAAGCCAUUCACACCAUCGAAUACGUGCUCAGUACUAUCUCGCAUACAGCCUCGUAUCUGCGUCUCUGGGCCUUGUCCUUGGCUCAUGCUCAACUGUCCGAGGUGUUGUGGAACAUGGUGCUGUCGUUGGGCCUGAAAAUGGCGCCCUAUACUGGCGCAAUUGCCUUGUUUGUCAUUUUCGGCGCCUGGUGCAUGUUCACGCUGGCCAUUUUGGUCAUGAUGGAGGGUUUGUCCGCCUUCCUGCACACCUUGCGUCUGCAUUGGGUGGAGUUUAUGAGCAAAUUUUACGAGGGCUUAGGAUAUGCCUUCCAGCCCUUCAGCUUCAAGGCAAUCAUAGAUGGCGAAGAAGAGGAGUAAUUGAGCCACAGCAAUAGCCACAAAUAUAUGAAUACUAUACAUAUAUAUAUAAAUAUAAUUUUGUUUUGUUAAAUAUUUUUGUUUUCUCAAUACUGUCAGUAUUGUGGUGCUCUUCCCACAUAUUCCCUCAGUCAAUGUAUUCCAUCCGUUGUCAAAAGAUUUUGUUAUGUAUUCUCAUAAAAAACCGUUUCAAGCAAUAA